This is a messenger RNA of Limulus polyphemus (Atlantic horseshoe crab), 2116 nucleotides long. Its product is annotated as paired box protein Pax-6-like. Gene Ontology annotation, biological process: regulation of transcription by RNA polymerase II; anatomical structure development. Gene Ontology annotation, molecular function: RNA polymerase II cis-regulatory region sequence-specific DNA binding; DNA-binding transcription factor activity, RNA polymerase II-specific. The transcript has 7 exons. NCBI's taxonomy places the organism in Eukaryota, Metazoa, Arthropoda, Merostomata, Xiphosura, Limulidae. The record is from RefSeq and is a predicted model, not a curated record. Bases 451 to 1785 code for a protein of 444 amino acids.
UUACAAAAUUAGAAUUAGCCAAAUAAGAAAACCCUACAUUUCGAUAAAUUUUCCAAAACCGUGGAGUCGGAUCGAUACGUGGUGGAGCCGAAGAGACUCAGUCAAGCGUUCGACCAGACGCCUUGAGGUUGGGUGCGACAAAAGCCAAUGAAAACCACACUCGACUUAAUCAUAUUAUGAAGGUUAAUGAGCCAUCGUGUUGAGACGAGAGAUAGGGAGAUUUGCACUAGCCACAAGUUAACAUAUACACCUGUCUAAUGAUCGGGCACUAGGGUCACUGACUGAGCCUUCUUCAGGACAACACCUGUUCUCGGUAAACCACUCCGUUGGCUGAUAUUUUAACGUUGACCGAACUCUACUUGUCUACCUCUGUGUUGAGCCUAUGUCGACUUGUUACAAACCACGCCAGUUUUCCUGAAUCACCAUCCCCGCCUUCGACCGACAACUUUAAUGGACUUGAGCGUUCCGAAGCGUUCCAUAUCGCCACCUGCGGUGCCACCACCACAUCCAUUGGCACCGUCUCUCCGAACCAGCAUCGCUCUUCCAUUUCUCUCUUCUGCCGGCACGUCUACCUUGACUUCAGUCUCCGUGCCCGGCAUGGUACACUUCCCUCACGUUCCGGCUCUAACAGCGGUUUCUCCCCAAAGACCUGCGAAUAUCUCCCCGACCGCAGCUUACGGUUCUUGUGAACCAGCACCACCGGCUUUCUCCUGUAACGUCACGGCAUCGCCAUUAAUGUCAGGUAGCCUAAAUCCAAUGUACCUCAAUUCUCGACUUAGUGAGACACUAACGCCACCUAGGGCUUUGCCCACCGAGUUUUCUCCUUAUGGACUUCGACCUUAUGAUUUCGCCCGCCAUCUUCUGACGUCUCAAACUACUGUCAGUAAGAUUUUAGGACGAUACUACGAAACAGGGUCUCUUCGUCCAGGUGUCAUAGGAGGAAGUAAACCGAAAGUAGCGACCCCUACCGUAGUGGCUAAAAUCGAACAAUACAAGCGAGAGAAUCCCACGAUUUUUGCAUGGGAAAUCAGAGAACGUCUUAUAUCCGAAAGAGUUUGCACCAAUAACACUGCACCAAGUGUGAGUUCCAUUAACCGAAUCUUACGAAACCGAGCAGCAGAACGGGCAGCAGCAGAGUUCGCUCGAGCCGCUGGCUACAGUAUGUACCACCCGUAUGCCGCAGCUUUUCCCUGGGGCCCGGCAGCUCCUCCUCAUAUGUGGUCAUCUUUUGCCGGAACACACCUCCCUCCUGGAACAACCACAGAUCCGGCAGCAUUAGCUACUAUAUCUUCUUUGCGGGAACAAAGAACUGCAGGCCUAACUGACAAAGACAGUGAAGAUGGACUGAGUACUGACACAAAUGACAGACCAAAAUUUCGGCGGAACCGCACAACGUUCAGCCCUGAGCAGUUAGAAGUACUAGAAGAAGAAUUCGAAAAAACACAUUAUCCAUGUGUAAAUACGCGUGAGCAUCUUGCCGCUAAAACUAAUUUGUCAGAAGCAAGGGUACAGGUGUGGUUUUCCAACAGACGAGCCAAGUGGCGUCGUCAUCAGCGAAUGAACAUUAUCAAGCCUAUGGACAGCAUAGAAGUCUCGUCCCCAGGCCCCUCCAGCCCACUUUCAACUUCUCCCGAGCCAACAACGCCCUCUAGUCAACUUCAGCCACAGGCUCCGAAACCUAGCGACAACGUUCCUCGAAUGGGAGGUUUCAACUCAGCUUUCUCACCAGCUAGACCUUCUUCCUCCUCCUCUACGACCAGUCCUCAAUCCCCUGUUUCAGACUGACCAAGAAUACAUUCAACAUCAAAACUCUUCGGGAUUCCUAGUUAGAUGAAAGGUUUGUAAACAAGUGUGUUUUCUUUACGUACUUUGUCUCAGCCUGACACAAACAGUGUUUCGGUGAUUGUUAACUUUUAAUUGUCAUUCCGUCCUUUGAAAGGAAAUGUGGACUUUGAGCUGAUGUUGAAAAAUAACAAUAAAUUCAAACAUCUUUUUGUUGUGUGAAUGUCUGACAAUGAAAGUAAUAUCAAUAAUAUACUUUUUACAAUAAUUACUAUGACGUUUUAAGGAACGUUUCUUUAAAGAGUUGUGUUUAAAAAGUGAAAAUUCUGCAAUU